Molecule: messenger RNA, 803 nt
Organism: Medicago truncatula (barrel medic)
Lineage: Eukaryota; Viridiplantae; Streptophyta; Magnoliopsida; Fabales; Fabaceae
Exons: 2
Coding region: 114-557 (147 amino acids)
Source: RefSeq, a predicted model, not a curated record
AAAUAAAUAUAAAAAAUAUUUAUUCUAUUCCUCAUAAACAAAACCCUUACGUCUCUUGUACCCACGAAGUUUGAUUUUUGCAUCUCUCUCUGAACUCUUCUCAUCGAUCAACAAUGUCAACCCAAGUGAACUGCUCUCACUCCAACAACCUUUCCAACAACGCUUCUCUUCUAACUAGCAAAAAGAAGAACAUAUCAAUUGAAAGAGGAGAACAAUUGUUGAAAUCAUUGAUCAUAAAGAAGACUCAAAGUCAUGAAAAUGUUACAGAAAGCAAAGUAUUUCAAGAUUCCAAGAAGAAAGCUUCAAUUUCUGCUGAAAAUCAAGAUGGAAAGGAAAACAAAUGCAAACCAGUUACAAAUUCUAAGAAAUGUUCGUGUUCACCAACAACUCAUGAAGGUUCAUUCAGGUGCAGGCUUCACCGCAUUAGUGCAACAAAGAAAUCAGCAACUGAGAAAUCAAGCAAUGCAAUAUGUUCCAAAUUUGCUUCUGCUGAAUUUAAGCCUCAGUUGUCAAGGUUUGGUAGAGUUGCUUCUGCUGAAUUUGGAUCACAUGCAUGAUAGCUCAACUAAAUGUCUAAGCUGGAAUCUUCUUAAGAAAUUUGUAUAUUUGGAUUUUCAAGUUGUGGAGACUUUAUUUUUGGAUCAACAACAAAUAUGUAAAUAGUUAAUGCUGGUAGCUUUUUAGAGUCUCCUUAUAAUUUUAACUCUUGCUGUUUCUGUGAAUAGGUUUGGUUUGAAGUGAAGUUGUGCUAAAGUAUAGUAUAUAUGGAUUUCGAUGAUUUAUAUUUACAUCUAUUUCUGAUU